Messenger RNA from Drosophila innubila, 10199 nucleotides. RefSeq names its product protein bark beetle (gene bark). The record is from RefSeq and is a predicted model, not a curated record. Gene Ontology annotation, cellular component: membrane. Bases 469 to 9918 code for a protein of 3149 amino acids. NCBI's taxonomy places the organism in Eukaryota, Metazoa, Arthropoda, Insecta, Diptera, Drosophilidae. The transcript is spliced from 12 exons.
CUCUCGCGCUCACGUCAUGAAUGAAAUGCCUACACAUUUACAGUUACUUUACGUGGAGACAACAACAACAACGCGAGCAACAACAAGAAACUCCCCAACUGCUUAACAUGUUGUUUCAAGCUUUUUCCUCUAUACAUUUGUUGUUGUUGUUGUUGUCUCAGUUGUUGUUGUUGUCGCUCCUCAACACUCGUCAUAAUACAUAAUGCAAGUAAAACGCUCAGUCGCUGCUAACGGUUCUUUGCGUAUGGACGUGUUUUUCGUGUAUGUUUAAAUUAUUAUUCGUUAUUUUUUUUUUGGAGGGGUGAGGGGAACACGACCCAGUCUAGUGUGGUGUGAGUAAUUAACUGCCAUGGCAAAGUGAAAAGCAAUGCUGAAUAAUUAUAAAUAAAAUUAAGGAAUCGCACAUAACCUCAAAUUGUGCUUUUUAAAUUGUGGAAUAUCAAAAAAGUCAAUAAAAACAAUGCACAAAUGACGCAGCAACGACAUAAAACGAACUUUCUUCAACAAAGUAAACAUAAUUACAACAGGAACAACAACAAGAAUCACAACAACAACUGCCCGCUUCAAGCCCCCAAAUGGGCCAGCAUAUGCACAAUACUCUUCCUCUUCCUGCUGUUGUCGUCCUGCCAACUGGGUCGAGCACAACAACAAGAGCAAGAGCAACAGCAACAGCAACAACGAAAACGACAGACUGAACUGGAAACGGUUGAAGAGGACAACAAUAUCGACUUCGAGAGUCUCGAUGGCGCCACACAGUUGUUGCCAGCAACGCGUCAUGGCGGAGACGCCACAGCGGCGCCACCGUCGACGCCAUCCUUGCUGCUGACAUCAUCGUCAAAGUCCUACACUGAGCUACAGGGUGGCGAGAUACUCAGCGAACGCGUUUGGCGACUCAGCGAGAGUCCGUACCUGGCACGCGAUGACCUCGAGGUGGUGCGAGGCGCCCGUCUGACCAUCGAGCCAGGCGUGACUGUUGAAUUUGCCCCCACCAAGGGACUCAAGGUGCGCGGCGUGCUACAUGCUGUGGGCACUCCCACAGCACGUAUCAUCUUGAGAUCGCAAAGUAAUGUCGCAAAUUUAAAAUUGGAACUGCCUGACGAUCAGGAGAAGGGUAUACGUCUAGUGGAUGGACCUACACCAGUCGAGGGACGUCUGCAGCUAUACCACAAAGGUGCCUGGCGUUCCGUGUGCUCCAACUCGAGAAAUUGGACUUUGGCGGACUAUGCGGUGGCCUGUAAGCAGCUUGGCUAUAGAGGAGGUCGGUUCUGGAACUGGGUGGAGCGUACUCCCGGCUAUUAUCCCCGAUUGCUCUACGAGCAGCCCAAGUGUCGCGGAGGAGAAAACAGUUUGUUGGAUUGCAGCUGGAGUUCAAGGCAAAUGGGAGCCGGAUCGUGUGAUUAUCACAACGAUCUGGGCAUUCAAUGUCAGCCUGUGCACUCGGAACCCUUGGGACACUGGCGGGGCAUCUACUUCGACAACGCACCAUCAACGAAAUCUCUAGGAAGGGAUAAUACAGUCUACGCAGCGCAGUCGGAAUCACGUUUGAAGUAUGUGGACCUCAUCCGGGCUGGAAACGGUGCUGGAUUUAGUGCCAAGUCGGCGCUGGAAGUACAGGGAUUGCCACCGCAAAUGGAGCACGUGGUGAUCAGUCACUCGGCCUAUACCGGCUUUAACAGCACUCGACCCAUGGCAGGAUUUCAGCUGCAGAAUGUGACAGUGAGGAAGAGCAAUGGCAUAGGUAUCUUUGUGAAUUCCAGCCAGGGAUUGGUGCAACUCGAGGGUUGCUCCGUUGUGGACAAUGCGGCAGAUGGUGUCAAGUAUGUGGGCCACGAUCUACGUGGCACUGAACGCACAGAUCGUGCAAGCAUUUAUGACUUUUGCACGCUACCCACAACAUCGGGACAGACGUAUCCCAUCUCCCUGUCCUUCACUCAGAAGUACUACGCUGGAUCAGCGAAGGAAUGUGGAAAGUAUUUCUUCACUCGACCUGGUUACCUGCUCACUCUUCACUUUGAGCACUUUAUGCUUCAGCAGAAUGGAACAGGAACUGUGGAGAUCUUCGACGGAGCCUCGACCAACGAUCGCUUGUUAUUCUCCUGGCAGGCGAGGAACUUCACACGUCCACAGAGUGUGACCAGCACUAAAGAGAAGAUGUUUGUAAGAAUACGAGCCGAGGCAAGGCGGGAAAUGAAUGGAUAUUUCCGAAUAACCUCGGGAGAUUCUGUGGCUUACGAUCUACGGGUUUCCCAAUCCACCGUGGAGGACAAUGGCGGACGAGGCGUGGCCAUUGACAACAUACGCUCCAAGUUGCAUGUGCAUGCGAGUUCCGUGUCCGGAAAUGGACACGUAGCGGGUGUUCAUGUGACCAGCGGAGCAGGUGAUGUCAACAUCACGAGCAGCAACAUCAGCUUCAACAACGGAGCGGGGGUAAACAUUACUUACUACGGUGGUAAUCGAAAUAUAUCCCGAUCCGCGUUGAGCUCCAAUCGAGGGUAUGGAUUUGCCACGUGGUUGAACCACACCACGGAUGUGGAUCGUGUUGAAUAUAUACCCUUCAACCAGACCAGCGUUGUGGAGUACUCACAGAUUGGCGGGAAUCUGGAGAUGGGAGUGUUUCAUGGCAACUACUGUCGCCCCAUUUGGGUUAACAUCACCGGGAAUACCUUCAACGGGAGUCAACAGAACGAUAUCUUCAUCGAAUCCUGUUACCAGAAGACAGCAAAUGGACAACCCAAUAUGCAACUCCAACUGGGACACAAUCUCUUCAAGUACAGUCAGGCGAACUCUGUUUAUUUGAGUCCCGCUCUCAAUCUACAAGGUCGCAUUGAGUUCAAUAUGUUCCGGUAUGGCGCAUAUGGUUGCAUUUAUGUGAACAACGACUACAUCUUCCAGGAGUUCAACUAUCUGUCGGUCAAACUGCUUAUUCAGAGUAAUUAUUUUAUGCGGAAUAGUGGAGUCCAUGUGGUUUCCCUUGCUCUCUCCCCCUACAGCAGGGCGGAUGUCCAGUACAUACUCUUCACCCGCAAUUUUGUGAGAAGCAACAACAUCACGGAGGCAUUUGGACCGUUGAUUGCUGGUAGCGAAGGCAGCGAUGGAGCUGGUAGAUUGAAUCCCCGUUCAAGGGUUGCUGCUCCUGUUGUCGUCGGCUCGAGCAAUGUGGACAUAUUUAGGAAUAUCCUACACAAUCUGGACUCAUCUUAUGAGAUUGGCUCCCAAUUGACGGAUCAGAGUCAGAUCAUCAAUGCCACCUGUAAUUGGUUGGGACACACGGACGAGAAUCGCAUCUAUGCCAGGCUCUUCCAUCGGAACGAUCGCUAUAAUUUGGCCAAGAUCAACUAUAUUCCAUAUCUGUUGCAUAGUUCCAACCCGGGAUCCACAGCGAUGAUCACCGUCUCGACAGUCGUACCGCGUUUCUUUCACGAGGGCAGCGAUGUGAUUGGUGGUGAGGUAGACGGUCAGGAUAUGGUACCCGCUGGUACCUACACCGUCACCAAGGACAUCAACAUACGUCCGGGAGGUAAGCUUAUUCUCCAACCUGGAACGACGCUGCGCUUUGAGCCAAGUGUGGGCAUGAUGGUGGCCGGAAAACUGGAGGCAAGGGGGAAACGACCCGACGACAUACUCUUCACCCUGAAAAGGGAGACCAUCAUCGUCAAUGACACGGAAACAAUUGAUUUGGAUAGCGAAACGGAGGCUAUAGAUAUGGAAACGGAGGUACUGCCCGUGGAUGGAGUUCCCAGGGUGCCAGUGCGUCUGGUGGGUGGAUCGGGUGCAAAUGAAGGUCGCCUGCAGGUGUAUCUCAAGGGUCGCUGGGGUACCGUCUGCGAUUAUGGCUGGAACGUUCUUAAUGCUGCCUUAGUCUGUCAUCAGCUGGGCUACUCCCUAAAUCCUGACGACUGGCGUCUGCUCCGCUCGCAGCUACCAAAUGCUGGUACCACCGAGGACGUACUUAUGGCAAAUGUACGCUGCACACCCCACGAUCGGGAUGUGACCAAGUGCCGGGCAGAGUACGAGUUCGAGAACAGUUGCAGUCACGAGAACGAUGUAGGGUUGAGGUGCUACGAGGGGGCCUGGGCAGGUGUGAGGUUCAGCAUGCUGGCUGAGCGUGCGGAUCUACAAUAUGUGACUGUAGAGAAGGCGGGACUCUUUGACUACACCACGAAUGCGUUUAAGCCGGCGGUGCAAAUGGAUCAUGCUCGUCACAAUCUGGAAAAUGUGCGUGUGGUUAACAAUCUGCAAGAUGGUUUGGGUAUUAUCUAUGCAGACAUCUAUGCUGGCAAGUCAGUGAAUAACAUCAAGAACUCAGAGUUCUCAAGCAAUCGAGGCAGUGGCAUCAGCUUUAAACAGUUGGACUUCCGUAUAUCUGGCUCCAUCAUCAAGGAUAAUCGGGGUAGUGGCAUUUCCCAUGAUGCAGUUAUAGCCUCCCUCGAUCAAAAGGAAAUCGGAGGUUGGUUUAACAUGGCGAGGGACUUCAACUCCUACGACACGGACUUUGAUCCCUACCUUCUGCCCCAUGAGAUAGCCAAUAUUGAUCUAGGCACCUUCGAGCACAAAUAUAUACGCACCGAGGAGCACCUUGGACAAUCCAUAAGCAGAAAAAUUGUCGUACAAUGUCCCGCUGGUUAUGUCAUCGGCAUUCAACUGCUCAAUCCCAUUCACAAUUUAUCCACGGAGAGCAUUAGCAUAUUGAAUGCCCGCACGGAAAACAUACGCAGCGAUCUGUGGCAAGUGAAGAGGGAUCUUAAUGUUUUUCCGGCUACCAGCAGCAGCUACGGCAUCAUUAUCUACUACGAGAGUGGUCUUCAGGCGUUGGGAGGAGCUGUCCUUAUGCUGAGUACAGUCACUGCUCCUGCUCAAAGCAUAAGAAAUCGCAUUGUAAGUGGACCUGUGCCCACUCUUACCAUACGCUCCACAAAGAUACAAAAGAAUCUAAGAGGAAUUACAGGGUAUUACUAUAAUAGGUAUGUUGGUGAUAAUGGGGAGUAUUAUCUGCGCAAGGCCAACGAAUCCAUCAAGUUAAUCAACUCAGAGCUCAGUUUUAAUGAACGAGAGGCUAUCUUGAUCAAGUCUCCCUUCUGGGAUGUCAUCUCCAGCAAUAUUUCCGAGGUGACUCUACACAUAAACGGUUCCCUCAUCAGUCAGAAUGGACACGGCAUCAGGCAGAUGUCUAAGGAUCUUCGCUCCUCGAACAAUCUCUUCCAUUAUGUGCUGCAGGACACCACCGUGGAGCAGAAUACACAUGGUGGCUUCCAGGUGGCGCUUCCCUAUGUUUGGCAGUACAAUGAGAACUUUACCCACUCGAUUUAUUUUGGGAACAGCACCUGGCAAGGGAAUCGGGACUUUCACAUUGGCGUCUACGGUCACUAUGCGGUUUUCAAUAUAACCUCGAAUGUGUUCCGGGAGAACAAUUGUCCAGGAUCAUUAAUAUCCCUGGAUGGAAUGGAGAAGCGUCUGCGGUUCGAUAACAAUCGAUUUGAGGCAAACAGCGCCAAGUUUGUGCUGUUGUUCAAGGCUGACAGCUUGAGUGAAAUCAUUGGCCAGGCUCCCGCCAGCAUCGAGUACAAUACCUUUAAGGGUAACAACAUUGUGUCCAUGUUAUCCAACUACAAACACUACAUGAGAGCUGCUCGACGUAUCCGUAAACAACAUCAGCUCCCCAGCUCCGUCAUACGUCUUGAUGGUGUCCAGAAUGUGAGACUUUAUCGCAAUCUAAUUGCUGACAAUGAGAUGGACUACAAUUUAGUGGCUGGAGUGAGAUCGGCGAGGUUGAACAACUAUUUCCAGGCCACGGAAAAUUGGUGGGGAGCCAAGGAUGUGGGGUACAUAGAGUCCAAAAUCUUUGACUUUGACAACUGGAACGAUCACGCUGAUGUGAUUUAUCAACCCUUCCUAAUCGAGGACAGCUACGAUGCGAGUGUCUCAGUGGUUGCACCACUUAACGAGGAACUAAACCUGGCGACCUACCAAGGUGGUCGAAUAUACCGAGAUUUUAUGUUGCCCAAGCAAGCGACACCCUAUUAUAUAGCCUCGGAUAUCACGGUCAUGCCUGGAACAACCCUUACCAUACAGCAUGGGGUUACCCUGGAGUUCAACCCGAAUGUGGGCAUCUUAGUGCUGGGUACCCUCAUGGCCAUUGGAUACAAGGAAUCUCCGAUUGUAAUGCGUCCAUUUAAAAAUGUCACGAGGGAAUCUAUGAUGGUAGCACCACCACGAAAGCGUGCUCUGGAAGACAUGACCGCUGCUCUGACAGAAUUUGACUCGAUUCGACUGUGCACGAGUGCGAAUAAUUGUACAGGGGAAACGGAUGGAUUGUACGGAUUAAACGAGGGCUUCCUGGAGUACUUCAAUCACACGACACUGCAGUGGGUGCCCAUUUGCGAUAGUCGCUUCACGGAACGUAAUGCCCAGGUCGUUUGCCGUGAGCUAGGUUUUGAUCCCCUCAAUGUCUACUACGGUCACGACAGGCGCAUUGAGUUCCACACGAAUUCACUGACUCGCAUCUGGUCUUGGGUGCAGCCCCUGGAGUGUCGUGGCGAUGAGGAGCGCAUGGAGGAUUGUGCCGAGCGUCUAAAUGGACAACUCUACGGACAUCGUCACGAAUGCCGUUGGGACGAUGUCUACGUCUUUGUUAGCUGCAAUGGCAUUGCCGACGAUGAGGUCUAUUGGGGUGGCAUACGAUUUGCCAACUCCAAGUUCGAGGAGCUGCAAUACGAACACCGAUUGCACAACACUCGCUCACACGGACAAUUCCCACAGCGGGAGAGUCAACUGGAGUUCGUGCGUAUCGAGCAGGCGGGCAUCCUUCAUAAUCACAAGGCAGCUGCCAUCCAGGCAAUCCAUAAAAAUCCCAGCAUUAGUUCGGUCAGCAUUCAGAAUUCGGCAAAUCAUGGCAUCAAUCUCAUUGCUCCCAGUGGUAAACUGAACCUCAACAAUCUGAACAUCAACACCACUCUCGGCACAGGCAUCAGCAUUGUGUCUUUAAGUGGCGAGGGAAGAGAUAGCGAUGAGUCCAGCUUUACCCCGCUCAAGAAACUCGAUUUACCCUACAAACUCUUUUCCUUGGUGGACAUUUGUGAUCCUCAAAAGGUGCUGACAAUUGAGGAGCGUAUGCUAGUCUACUACAAAUACGACAAUAAUCCCGUCAACUGUGUCAAGAUCUUCACUUCCGCCUUCCGUGCCAAACCCAUUGGAUUCCGAUUGCUUCAAUCGAAUCUGUUUAAUCACUCGAAGCUGUAUGGUCGCACUGAUUUCAUCAGACUCUUUGAUGGAGAUAUUUACAAUGUGACGGCUACGUAUCUGGGAAAGGUUGAGUCCGAUACGGACAAUCAAAGUUCCUUCUUCAAGACUAAGGGUCCGACUUUGAGUCUACAAUUGGUUGCAAGUGGCGCUCCAGAGACACAUGGCUUCAUUGCGGAAAUUGUGACGGUUCCCAUCUCGACUCUGGGGCAAUAUCGCGAUGCUCUGCAUAACAUCACUGACACACACAUUUCGGGAGCGAUGAAGGGUGCGGUAAGUUAUGCCUCGGCGGGAGAGGUAACUCCAACCUUAACGCUCAUAGGAAACCGCAUUGAGAGGAACUGUAAGCAACUCUAUGGCAAUUUCUCCACCUGCGCAUCGGCUCUCAAUCUGGACGUGCAGAAUAUGAACUCUUUGUACUUUAUGAACAAUCUUUUGCUGGAGAAUCAAGGAGGAUUACGUAUACGUGCUGAUUCACGUGGUUCUGCGACUUCUUUGCGUGGUUUUGUCCAUCACAAUCUCUUCAUGCGCAAUCGCAAUCGUCCGGCUUUAUUCGUGGAGGGUCGCCAGUCAUCGCCCUACCAGGAAGUCGAGCUCUAUCGCAACUACUUUGCCCAGAACAUGGCUGGCUACGAGGAGGUCAUACGUCUGUGUCAAGUGGUCUCGAACUUCAGCUACAACUAUGUCCACAGCAAUAUGGGAGGUCGCAUCAUGGAGGUCUCCGGUUUUGAGAAGGUUCGCCUGCAAAUCUAUCAAACCACGGCUCACAACGGAUUCUAUCGAAACGUGGCGACUAACUGGAUGUCCCGAGCAACGAUUGUGGCGGGUACCGCGGGUCAACAAUACGUGGACAAUAUAUUUGAGAAUUACGAGAAUGACUAUGAGCUUUUGACAGUUAAUAACUCCAUUCUCAGUUUUGACUAUGAAAACAGGACCUUUGAGACUUGGAGCUCCAAAAUAGAUGCACGUCACAAUUACUGGAGCUACAAUAAUACCAUUUCGGUACAGUCGCGCAUUAGGGACAAAUCUGAUGAUCCCAUGCUGCUGGAGGUGCUCGCUGUGCCUUUCCAGAUGAACAACGAGACCAUUUUGGAUGGCAAGUGUCCGCCCGGUUGGACCCUUGUGCAAGACACCUGCUUCAUCUACGUUGGGGCUCCGAUGACUUUUUACGAGGCUCGGGAUUUCUGUCGCUCGGAGAACUCAACCAUGCCUUUUAUACGCACCGAUAGCACCACCUUGUGGAAGUAUCUGCAGAGCCAAAUGCGGCAUCUUAAGUAUCCGAAUAAGGUCUGGAUACAGGAUUACAAUCACAUCGAGCGCUGCACGAGCUUUGUCUUCGGUGAGAUCGAAGUGGAGGAUUGUGCCAGGGAACGUGGAUUCAUCUGCGAAAUGGAUCCGAGGGUCAUCAUUGAUCCUUUGUCCUGGCGUGCUGACAUUUUUGCCAUAAGUAUUAUCUCAGCCUUUGUGCUGGCCAUCAUCCUGCUGAUCCUGGUGGCCUUCUGUUGGUUUGCCAAGUCCAAGCAUCGUCAUGUCCAGCGCCUGCAGCGACGCAACAGCAUUCGCCAGAGUCUGCGCAGCCUGAACAGCAUCGAUCCCCAAGGAUCUCUACGUCGUCGUCCCAAUUAUAACAUGUCCAGCAAUGGCACCUUGUCCAAGAGCCAGGACUACAAGCAGAUGGUGGCCAAUGGUUCCAUCGAUUCGAUGGACAAAAGCGUGCUCAGUUCGGAGGCGGGCAGCUUUGAGGGUUACCAGCAGAAGCCCCACUACAACGAGUAUGUGAAUCAGAAUUCCCUGCGUCCGGCAACAGCCCAGGAUCCUCAGCAGCCUCACAAGGUGGCCACCAUCUCUAAGGGCAGCGCUCAUCGGGCUCGAGCAGCGGCUGCCGCAGCUGCUCUGGAACCGGAUGCCUUUGAAUUGAGCUAUCGGAACGAGGGAUUCCGGGAUAACUCAACUUAUGGCGGCGGAACACGUGCCAAUUCCAUAAGUACCAGCAUGGCGGAGGAUACACCGAUAAUUCACCAGACGGAUGCGGAAGCAGAGGAGAUAGGAUCAGAUUAUUAUGGCAAUGCCAGCACGCUGCCUCUUCGCACGGAGACGGGAAGCAGCAGCGCCGUUGGAGGAGCUGGAGGAGGUCGUCGUGGUCAGCCGGGAUUGGCUUUUCUCAAUGAACUGAAGCAGAAUCUGCCGGAAUAUCAACGCAGCUCACACAGCAGUUUCAUGCCACAACGCAGCAGUGGCGACUCCUUGCCCUUUGACCAGAAACUGGACCAGUUCAACUACUCAACGGAGUCAUCACUCUAUCGUCCGGCUCCCGCUGUGCCACAGCAACCGACGCCGCCGGAUAUGAGGCGUCCGGAUUCGUAUUACACUGCCGUGCGAAGCAGCAAGGCGCCCACAUCACAUUAUCGCACUCCCAGACCAUUGGCCCAGCCGCCGGCAGCGCCCACGACGCAUACGCCACGUCCGAAGACUGUUUAUCAAACGGCAUCGCAGGAUCCGUCGCCAACGUCGUCCACGUCACAAGCGAUGCCAUCGCCUUUGGCCAGUGCCAAUCCCUAUCAUCGAUCCAAGUCGGAGGCGCUGCUCGAGACGGAUUUUGAUAGUGAGACAGGGGACGGAGGAUUGGUGCCACUCCAUGCCAAUGGACGCAGUCACAGCCAGCCGCUAGAAACGGCCAUGUAGUACCCAUGCUUCCACUUUCUCCCCCUUCAUUCUAUAUUUACAACUCGUACAUUUAAGUUAAUUAAAUCAUUACUUUUUAACACGAGAUUAUGUUAGCCGACGAACGAGAGACGAACGCCCCACGUUGUUUUAUGUAGCAAACUUAAAGCAUUCCAUCCAUUAGUUAUAGACAUUUAACAUAAACAAACAUAAAUUACAUCAACAAACGAGCGCAUGAAAAACGAAUUAGUAUUAAAUUGUUGUAUAUAAUAUUGAUUAAAAUUCUAUUAAACAUAAACAAA